Molecule: messenger RNA, 378 nt
Organism: Penicillium oxalicum
Lineage: Eukaryota; Fungi; Ascomycota; Eurotiomycetes; Eurotiales; Aspergillaceae
Exons: 1
Coding region: 1-378 (125 amino acids)
Source: RefSeq, a predicted model, not a curated record
AUGUACGACAUGGCAUUUGAAGAGACUUCGACUCUUAUCACUUCAGCGGAGGAAAACCAGGCUACUUCGAAGGAGAAGAUUCAUGGCUCCAAUGCGACUAGCGAUGUGCAGCCUCCUCUCGUCGGCCAAGACCAUCGCGUACCGUCAUUUACUGCUAUUUCAACGGACCGACUUUCAGACAGCACCGACUUGGCGCAUCUAGACCAGACGUUUUCACAGCUUCAAGGUUAUAAAUAUGCUUUGCCUAGGACAUUUGUGGCAAGGAACAAGCAUCAGGAAAACGGCUUCCAGCACGCACGUUCAUGUGAUGGUGACAUUGUAUUCUUUUCUUCGAAAAAGGAUCUCAAUUUGUUUGAGAAGUGGGCCUUGGCGGCCUAG